Hirsutella rhossiliensis is the source of this 1626-nucleotide messenger RNA. Its product is annotated as cytochrome b5-like heme/Steroid binding domain-containing protein. Gene Ontology annotation, molecular function: flavin adenine dinucleotide binding; oxidoreductase activity, acting on the CH-CH group of donors. The coding region runs from base 1 to 1626 and encodes 541 amino acids. The record is from RefSeq and is a predicted model, not a curated record. The transcript has 4 exons. Lineage: Eukaryota; Fungi; Ascomycota; Sordariomycetes; Hypocreales; Ophiocordycipitaceae.
AUGUCCAAGGUCUUUGCGACCAGCGACGUUGCGUCGCACAACAAGCCCGACGACCUGUACAUUAUUGUCGAUGGCGACGUCUACGACCUGACCAAGUUCCAGGACGACCAUCCCGGCGGCAAAAAGAUCCUCCAGCGCGUGGCCGGCAAGGACGCGUCCAAGCAGUUUUGGAAAUACCACAACGAGGGCAUCCUCAAAAAGUACCAGGCCAAGCUCCAGGUCGGCUCGCUCGACUCCAAGCCCAAGCCCAAGCCCAAGGCCGAGCACAGCCCCGCGCCCGCCAAGGCUCCCGCCGCCCCCAAGAAGCAGGCGACGUCGAGCCACGACGACGACUCGGAGCCCCUCGAGCCCUUUGGCCACCAGAUUCCCUUUGCCGACCCUGCCUGGUACCAGAGCUACCACUCUCCCUACUUUGAUGAGACGCACGCUGCCCUGCGCGCCGAGGUGCGCGAGUGGGUGGAAACCGAAAUCGAGCCCAAUGUGACCGAGUGGGACGAGGCCAAGCGCGUGCCCGAGGAAAUCUACAAGGAAAUGGGCCGCCGCGGAUACCUGGCCGGCCUGCUGGGCAUCAAGUUCCCGACCCAGUACGCGGCCGCCGUCAAGUCGGUGCCGCCCGAGAAGUGGGAUCUGUUCCACGAGAUGCUGCUGACGGACGAGCUGUCGCGCACCGGCUCGGGCGGCUUCGUCUGGAACAUCAUUGGCGGCUUCGGCAUCGGCUGCCCGCCCGUCAUGAAGUUUGGCAGCCAGGCCCUCAAGGACCGCAUCAUGCCGGGCAUCCUCAGCGGCGACAAGCGCAUCUGCCUGGCCAUUACCGAGCCCGACGCCGGCAGCGACGUGGCCAACCUGACGUGCGAGGCGCGCCUGAGCGACGACGGCAAGCACUUCAUCGUCAACGGCGAGAAGAAGUGGAUCACAAACGGCAUCUGGUGCGACUACUUCACCACGGCCGUGCGCACCGGCGGGCCCGGCAUGAACGGCGUCAGCCUGCUCCUCAUUGAGCGCGGCGAGGGCGUCAGCACCCGUCGCAUGGACUGCCAGGGCGUGUGGUCGUCGGGCACCACGUACAUUACCUUUGAGGAUGUCAAGGUGCCCGUGGAUAAUCUGCUGGGCAAGAAGAACCAGGGCUUCCGAGUCAUCAUGACAAACUUCAACCACGAGCGCAUGGGCAUCAUCAUCCAGUCGCUCCGCUUCUCGCGCGUCUGCUACGAAGAGUCGGUCAAGUACGCCAACAAGCGGCGCACCUUUGACAAGAAGCUCAUCGAGCACCCCGUUAUCCGCAUGAAGCUGGCGCACAUGGCGCGGCAGAUUGAGGCGUCGUACAACUGGCUCGAGAACCUGGUGUACCAGUGCAAGAAGAUGGGCGAGACCGAGGCCAUGCUGCGACUGGGCGGACCCAUUGCCAGCCUCAAGGCGCAGUCGACGUUGACGUUUGAGUUCUGCGCGCGCGAGGCCAGCCAGAUCUUUGGCGGGCUGAGCUACUCGCGCGGCGGCCAGGGCGGCAAGGUGGAGAGGCUGUACCGCGACGUCAGGGCGUACGCCAUCCCCGGCGGCAGCGAGGAGAUUAUGCUGGACCUGAGCAUGAGGCAGAGCCUGAGGGUGGCCAAGGCCAUGGGCAUGAAGCUAUAG